Messenger RNA from Helicoverpa armigera (cotton bollworm), 4155 nucleotides. RefSeq names its product doctor no (gene drn). Lineage: Eukaryota; Metazoa; Arthropoda; Insecta; Lepidoptera; Noctuidae. The record is from RefSeq and is a predicted model, not a curated record. The transcript is spliced from 3 exons. Gene Ontology annotation, molecular function: zinc ion binding. The coding region runs from base 1945 to 2703 and encodes 252 amino acids.
ACAUUAUUUUUUUCGUAGCUAAUCGCUGAAGCUAAUGAAACAUUUAUGCAUAUAAGUAAAACAGUUUUGCUAUGUAUUGCUUGAAGUGCGCAGACAAUUGGCUGUAGAUAACAUUUAUCAGAUCACGAAUCCUUUAUGACGAAAACAUUAAUUUUAUACUAUAAUUUAAAUGGUGGCGUUGGAUUUUGGUUCCAAUGACAUAGCAGGUAAGAUGACUACAUUACAUGUAAUGUAUGUUCUUAUUAUUGCUUUAGCUUAAUCUGACGGAAUAUUACUUGAGAAUUCAAGAUUAUUUGUUUAUGAUAGAGGUACACUUAAACGUCACAGACUUUGGUGAUAAGUCUUUUUUUAAGAUAUGAGUAGAAAAAUAAUGUAAGUCAAAACUUCCGUUGAUAUGAUAAUGGUACUCAUUGAGCAGGCAGGAAUCGUUUAAGUUGCACAACAUUUAGAUUACUUUAAAAAGAGUCACACAUGAGAGAUUCUAGGGGCAAUUUACCAGAAUAUAGAUACGGUUUUCAAAUCUAGAAAUAAAAGAGUUGAACGAAGUUCUGGUGAUUAUAUUAUAUGUAUAAGUACACCAUAAUGUCAUAUUCAUUACGUGAAGGCCGGUUUACACUUUGCGAAGUGUGAAGUGAUAAGUGUUAAGCGUUAACUUUACGCGAUAAGUGUCAAGUGUUAAGUAGUCUUUUCCAUCUCCGUUUACACAGUGUUUAGGAAGAAGCUCAUAGUAGUACUGUCCGUUGUGCAUAGUGUCUCUAGAAAUGGAAGAUCAGAGCCUAAUAUUGAGACAAAUAAUUAAGGAGAUUGUAUCUGUUGUGGUAUCUGAUAUAGAAAAUGAACUCAAUUUUGAAAUCGGGAAUUCCCAUCGCUUCACUCAGUUUCAAUAGGGCCGCAUCUCUCAACUGUUUGUUUUUAAAUUCUGCGCACUUUACAUUGUAUGUAUAGGCAUUCAAACUUUAUGUAUUCUUGUACGAAUUUUAAAGUAGACGGAACAACAUGUUCCGUCUACUUCAUUUUCGCUUUGAACUUGACACUGCGCACUUAACACACACGUAUUUACACACUGAUAAGUACAGGCAAAUUGCGAGAGAGGGUAGUAGAAAAGUUGAGAGGGGGUAGUCACUUAACAACAAAAAUAGACCUUGAUUCUAUUCACUCGCACUAAUCAAUAAGUACUAAUCGCACGUAUCACUUAACACUAAUCACUUUACGCUUCCGUUCACACCUUGAUUACUAAACACCUGCACUAAUCACCUGCACUGUUAACUUAACAAAGUGUAAACCGGGCAUUAUCGAGGCUGGCGUGAGAGCAUUUAUCACACGAGUGACACUGCAAUAACACGUGUAGGUCUCAUGGCGUGGUGACUUCGCUCGGUUACAUAUUGAAAAUAGCCGUUUCCACUAGUUCCAUACUGUAAAAUAAAUAAUAUAGGGAUAUAUAAAAUAAAUGACAUGGUUGGUCCCGAGGUUUGGUGCACAAAAAGGUGAACAAAACUUUUUAUUCAUCAAGCACUGGCUGUCUUUCCAUUUAUGUUUUUAAAACAAAAACAAUUGCGUCAAGUUGACAUUGCGUUUACAGCAAGGAAAACCAAAAAAUAUUGCUUUGAUUUACUUUUACACAGAAAUUCAUUUAUAUUUAAUAUUUUUAUCAAAACAGUUGUUUGUUGUUCCAUAGCUUUAAAAUGUAACAUUUUUCGAUUUGUUUAGACCCCCAAGUCAUUGACUUGAGAUGAGGGGCACCUUUACAUCGUAACUGGUAAAGUGUUUACUGCUCCGAAAGAUUAAAAUACGAAGAGAUAGUUGAAUAUUAUUAUAUUUAUAACUUAGUAACUUGGCAAUUCAAAAACAGUAACAGUUAAAUUCGCUACCGUUAAUUUGGUGUCCGUCAACGAUGUUGACUUGCAGUCAAAAUGCCCAACUUGCAGUCUACAAAAAAUCUGAAUAAUGGAAAAUGACCCUAGCAAAAAAGAGUCGAAGGGGAAGAGGAUAUUCAAAAAAGCAAUUCGUCGCAAUAGCAAAUCUAACAAUAGCAGUCAGAACUCUGCCUUAGAGCAAGGCAUCGGCGUGACACGAUCAAAGAGCUUCGAAAAUAAAAGACUUUCCAUCGAGAUAAACGACAGUGCGCCGCUACCCACACCCGAUGGCACCAAGGAAAAGGUGGAUGCUGGUCAGAAAAUCAAGCUAGAAGAUAAAUCACAAAACCAGGAAUGUGCCUUGACAAUCCAGGAUCAGCUAACAGACUCGGGCAAAAACAGAAAGGUCGUGGGCAUACAGGACACCAAAGAGACGCCCUCUGGAUCCAAGAGCGCCAAAUUCAUUUCUCCUAAGCUUGAGAUAAAAGAGCCGCGCCCUUCAGAAGCAGAAGGAGGCAAAAAGAACCUUAAAAGGAAAUUGGAAGAGGAGAGCGGAGCCGGCACAAGCGGGGCGAGCACUGGCACGUCGGACACCGAUGCGGACGACAAGGAUCCCAGCAAGGACAAAAAGAAAAAGAAUAGAUGCGCCGUUUGCCGCAAGAAGGUUGGCCUCACAGAUGUGUAUGGUGGUGUUGGCUCAGGGUUCGAGUGCCGCUGCGGAGGGCUGUUCUGCGCGGUGCACCGGUACAGCGACAAGCACGAGUGCUCGUUCGACUACCGGGAGCUGGGCGCGCAGGAGAUCCGCCGCAACAACCCCGUCGUGGUGUCGCAGAAGAUACACAAGAUAUGAGCCUGUCCGCCUGUCCGCCUGUCCGCCGGGCCGCCUGGCGCGACACCACCCUCACCGCACCGCAUUACAUACGUUUUAUGAUUUUCUCUAAAUAAAUAUUCGAUCGAGUUUGUGUUUCUUAUUUGAAUUUUGUAUGUAUUUUCGAGCGCAGGCCGGCCGCGCCGCGCCGUCGCUCGUUCGGGUUUCCGUUUCUUUUCUAUUUUCUGUCUGACGAGCGCUCGUUUGGCUCGCGACUGACAACUGUUCGGACGACGCGACCGCGUAGGAAACACAGACUCGAUCUUCUGUAUUUAGAUUUAUUUGUGGCGAGAGUUUACUUUUAAAUUUUUAUUAAAAGUUGUAGAUAAUGUUCGUUUCGGGUAGGAAUUCAGGAUUAAUUUUUGAGAUAAUAAGUAGAGUUUGAAUAUUGUCCGUUCACCUCCAUUGUAAAUAUUAGAUAUAAUUAAUUAUAGAAACAAAUCCUAUAUAUUGUAAAAAAUUAAAACUCCCAAAAAAAGCUACAUUGUUAUGAUUCCAACGGAGAGCGUAGCGCGCUUGACUAUAUCGACGUAACAAUGGUAUGCUGGAGCCGGACGCCGGACAGCGGCCGGACAGCGGCUCUCCGUCGAUCGCCUAGUUGUACAUUGUAAAGGAGUUCGCUGCCGCCGAUUGACUCGUGUUUGUGACAAACAUUCGAUACGUGAUAUGAGUAGUGGAGCUCCGCGAAGCCGCAUCUGUGCUAGACAAGGAUUAGUUCGCGACUGCGCACCGCGGCGACCGCACAUCUCGGACUGUGAAUUAACAUCAUCUUCAAAUUGUUAGUAAUGUUAUUUUGGUUUGGGAAGUCGUCGCUUUCUUAUUUGUCUUAACAUUCGGCAUAAGUGACCUAGUGUUUAGCGAGAUUGUGGUGUGUAUCGGCUAAGGUGAGCGCGGCGGCUGCGGGCGUGCGGUCGGUCGGACACUCGGUAGGACAGUCGGUACGGACGGUACAGUACAGUGACAGUGAAGUCGCGAGCUCGCCUGCCGCGGCCGCACGAGCCGCCCCCACGCCGCUCCGCUCUUUGUGUGAAAAUUUAAAGUAAGCAUAUGGAUAGUUAUAAAUAUUAUAAGUAGUCGACACUUUAUAUUAUUACACAUAUAAGUAGAAAAAGAAUUAUUUAGCUUUUUUCUUUUAAUCACAAUAUUAUUCAAAAUUGUAAGUUGUAUUAUGUAACUUGUUCAUUUUAGUGGUGAAGUUGAACCAAUAAUAACUAUGUAUCGCUUCGGUCGUUGUCCACGGUAGACUAACUGAUUGGUUGGACUUAAUUAUUUAAUGACUUUUGUUGUAUAUUUUGUUAGGUCAUUGAUUAAUUUUGGUCUUUUCGCUUGAACAUAAUCAGAUAAAGAUGAUGUUAAUGAAUGAUUUUCCUUCUAUCUUGCUGUUUUAAUUUAGUUAUUCUCUUAUUAAAGUCAUUAAAUUUUCAGGAACAUAAA